UAGUCUGUCAGAUCCACACAAAACGAUCAUUCAGUCUUUCAAAAAUUGUAUUGAUAGGGCUUAGGGGAAAUUUUAAAUUUCAGUAAUAAUGCAAGUUUCGCGUACCACCAAAUUCACCGGCGUUUGCGUGGGCGUCUACACCACCUAUGCCCUGUUCAUAUUCCUCGUCUUGCCCAUUCUUAUGCCGGAUCCGGUGAGCGUGCAGAAAUCGGUAGUGGCCUACAGCACGCGGCACCUGGGCGACCUGAGCAACUACACCCUGGAAACAGGCGGCCAGCCCAUCCGCUCCAUGCUGGUCACGUUCCGGGGGUCGGGUGCUCUGACCCUCCUGGACAACUUGGCCCACCAGCCGGGUUGCUACCAGCACUAUGCUCCGCUGAUCGCAUACGAGAGUCGCUCAGUGGCGGAGCAGGCGGUCGACCGGGUUUUGGACGAGCUGGUCGCGCUGUACAACUGCAACUACAACAAGUCCACGGAGAUGCUCCACUGGGGAAUGCGCUCGGCGGUCUUCCGACGCUUUUACGGCGUCCAGUCGAAGACCUGCAUGACCUACAGCCAGGAGAUAUGCUGGGAUCCGCAGAAGAUGGCCGGCAUCUGCAAACUCUAUCCGUUCAUCAACAUGGCCGUGUACAACUUGCGGCUAAGGUUUCUGGCAUCUCUCUUGGAACGUGAGGGGUUAAAUCUUCGAAUCCUGCUCAUCGUUCGCGAUCCUCGGGGAACUACGUACUCCCGUAUGAAUAACAAUUGGUGUACGACUGAAAAGGAUUGCGAAGUGCAGACCCUUUGUAACGAUAUGGUCAGCGAUCAUCAGAUGUUUGAGACGCUUUCCAAAUCUUUUCCGCAGCGUUUCAGCAUUAUACGUUAUGAGGACUUGUUUUUGCAACCCGAAGAGAGUAUCAAGCUGGUAUUCGAUUUCUAUGGCCUGCCAAUGAAGCGACCUAAGACCAGGACUCGAGAAGCUCAUCCGCGCAGUGGUCAAGUCAUGGACUCCUCCGACUUUGACUUUCGUUGGAAGUACUCCAAUCCGCCCGCCCACGAAUGGAUGAGCAAAAUGACGCUGCCUGAAAUACAGGCGGUUCAGGGGGUAUGUGGCGAGGCGAUGGACUUAUGGGGCUAUCGCUUAAUCCAGGACUUUAAGAACUUUUCCCCGGAGACAUUCGAACCGAUCUUGGGCAAGGCUUAAGACUUUAUGGACGAGUAUGGUGGGAGUAAAUGUAAACGGAGUGUGAUAGGGUCGCUUGCACGAGAGAUGAGUUGUAUAAAUUUACGCAAUCAGUUAAUAUAUUGGUACAUAUUUAUAUCCGUUACUCAUAAAGUAAAAGGAAUUAUAUUCGUUGCAAAACUAUA
This is a messenger RNA of Drosophila rhopaloa, 1347 nucleotides long. RefSeq names its product carbohydrate sulfotransferase 2. The record is from RefSeq and is a predicted model, not a curated record. Gene Ontology annotation, biological process: N-acetylglucosamine metabolic process; sulfur compound metabolic process. Lineage: Eukaryota; Metazoa; Arthropoda; Insecta; Diptera; Drosophilidae. The coding region runs from base 89 to 1183 and encodes 364 amino acids. Gene Ontology annotation, molecular function: N-acetylglucosamine 6-O-sulfotransferase activity. The transcript has 3 exons.